This is a messenger RNA of Rhipicephalus sanguineus (brown dog tick), 1091 nucleotides long. RefSeq lists its product as uncharacterized. Bases 148 to 1041 code for a protein of 297 amino acids. The record is from RefSeq and is a predicted model, not a curated record. The transcript has 5 exons. NCBI's taxonomy places the organism in Eukaryota, Metazoa, Arthropoda, Arachnida, Ixodida, Ixodidae.
AAAAAAAUUCAACUUCAACUUCGUCGCUGCGCGCGGGGCGCGACUGCGCGCCGCUGCAGCGGCGGCUUCUCUCGGCUUUGCACGCGAGCAACGGUGCAAGGCCGAAGUGCGGUGUUCUUGUGACGGCCGCCGAGCCAAGGGACAUUUAUGUUGUGCUCGGCCGCCGACUCUCAGGCCAAGCUGCUGCCAUCGGGCAUGAACGAGGAUUCCCAGAGCCCCGGCUGCUCGUACCACGGCGGAGGCGGCCGCGUGCCGCCGCGAUCCGUGUUGCGUCAACGACCGCUGGGCAACUUCCUUCAGCGUCGGGCACCCACCGCCAGGGACGCGUUUCCCGAGACCGAGAUCAUGUUCCCGCUGCUGCCCGACAGUCGGAUGGACGCCUGGAGUGGCAGCUACCCGCUGGACAGCCCUCCGGGCACUCUAAUGCGCCGUUCGCCCAACAGCCGGACGCAGGGUCCCAGCAGCUCGGCAGCGCGCAACAGGACGCCCCGCGAUGGCAGUUCGCGCCAAGGCAGUCAGCGACUGUAUGCGACGCGUGACAGCGGACCCACGAGAAGCGUGUCUAGCGGGUUCUUCAAGAGGAUCUUUCGGGGAACGCCGAGGAAGUACUCGGUGCCGCCUGAGCCGAAGGACACCUCUCCAGAGAUGAGCUUCAGCGAGGUGAUGAUGCGCUACCACCAGCAGUCGCCCGACUCCGGCCACUCGUUUGGCUCGGCCACUAAGAAGUCGACGUCGGAGCGAAAGACGAUGCCCGAAGUGGUUCCUGCAGCGCCUCCACCGGCGCACAGGAAGAAGCGAUUCACCGCACAUGAGAGGAAGAUGGUGUACGUGAAGAUCCUGCAGGACGCCCUCAGCAACCAAGACGCGUGCCCCAACAGCGCCCUGAUGGUGACGCCCGACGUGGAGAACGGUUGGUUCCUGGUGUCCUUCCACGUCUGGGUGCGACACGACCACCAGCCACUCAAGGACGCCGUGGCCGCCAAGCGUUUUCCCAAACCGGGCGCCACAUACUUCGUGCAUGGCGGCACGGGCACACUCUGAUGCCCGGCCUGUCGAAACACCAGAAUAAUAAAGAAGACUCGACGAUUUAC